Molecule: messenger RNA, 525 nt
Organism: Cladophialophora yegresii CBS 114405
Lineage: Eukaryota; Fungi; Ascomycota; Eurotiomycetes; Chaetothyriales; Herpotrichiellaceae
Exons: 1
Coding region: 1-525 (174 amino acids)
Source: RefSeq, a predicted model, not a curated record
AUGACCUUCUCGACUGCUCGCCCGACUCUAUACAAUCGCGACCCUUACACCUUCUUCAACGCCUCCUCCGUGCCUGCUGGCAUACUGAAUGUCAUCCUUUCCAUCUUGACAUCCUGGGAUCAAGCGUCCACCGACUACGCCUACGCCGAGCAGUUCCACCCCAACGGCGUCCUCCAUGUCGUCCCAGAGCCUUCCGUCGGCAAAGAUGCGAUGCGACGACUCCACGAUUCCAUGAUCAACCCCUCUGCAGGACCGAUCGUCGACCUGCAACAUUAUCUCGAUAGGGUCUUCCUCAUGCCUAGUCCGCCAGAUGGCAAGACCGAAGUGGUCUUCACGGGGAAGUUGACGAGUGUGCUCAAGACGGGCGACGAGGUGACGACCGAUUUCGCCACGUGGCUUGUGAUGAGUCCUAGUCAGGAUGGCGCUGGGGCGUUGAAGGUCGAGCUGCUGAGGGUUCUGUCCGAUACCGGAGAGCUGAUGGCGAAGAUCGGCGCCAUGAUGCUGCAAGACGGGCAACAGAGUUGA